UACAAUUGACAGUUGUUGUCAAAUUAUUGUUUAUAGAAAAAUGCCUUCAAAAGAAAUAUUAAGACGAAACAGAAUAUGUAUCGUUCCAGCGUGUAAAGCAGUGAAUUCAGACUUUCCCGAUCGAAUAUUUUUUCCGGUGCCAGAUAGUAAAAGGGACAAUUGGCUGGAUAUAGUUGGAGCGAAGGCCAGUUCCAUUAAAUCUAAUAAACGUCUCUACUGUUGUGAAAAACAUUUUGAUGUGCAAAGAGACAUUGAAGGUUACUAUUUUUACAAACAUUUCGGUGGAAGAAUCAAGUUAGAAAAUCAUGCCUAUCCAUACAAAAAUUUGGGCGUCAAUAUCACAGUGCCAGCGCCCCAACUUCCAAUAACGAUAGAACAGCUUCCGCAGACGAAAGAAUCGGAUGAGGCUGGUGACGACGAAUCUGUGGAUCCACUUGCGACACCAACGACACCAAGUGACAGAGAGAACGAAAAUGGAAGCGAAGGAGAGUCGUUUUCAGAUAGCAGUGAUAACGAGUUUAAUGGACAUUCCGAUUCGGACACAGAGGAUAGCAAAGUCGAUAAGCAGCUACCUCGCAGUGAAGAAAUCAUUGUCACAUCCGAUGUUUACGUGCAAGACGACCACGAUGAUGAAGUUGAUACUCCGCCGGAAAUAAAGACGGAGAUCGAUUCAACCCCAGAUCCUUUCGUCAAUCUAAAUUCUGAUGAAAUCAAUUCUGGUCAAAUAGAUGCCAAUCAUAACUGCCCACAGUGCGAAAAGAUCUUAUCGUCGGCGAAAUCAUUAAAGCGACACAUGAAAUCCGUUCAUGAUGGUGAAGGGAAAAUAAAGCGGGAGCCAGCAGCAGCAGGAAAAAACACAGUGACGUGUAAGGAAUGCGAAAGUGUUUUUACGACCCGAGACGAGUAUCACAAACACAAAUCGACACACAAGAAGUCAUUUGAAUGCGAUGUCUGCCAGAAGGUAUUUCAAACACGUUUCCGUUUGUCGACACACUAUGUGAUGCACAUGACUGUAAAGUCGUUCUUGUGCGAAGUGUGUUCAAGACCAUUUGCGAGAGCCUCCACUCUGCGAAGGCACCGAUACACACAUGCGACAGAAAAGCGUUUUGUCUGCGAAACCUGUGGACGUCGAUUUCCAGCUCAAUACUUGUUGAAACUACACAUUACCCAAUCACACACAGAUGCGGCGACCGUUAUGUGUGCACAGUGUAGUAAAGUUUUCACAACCAACGCUCAUUUGAAAAUACACAUGAACGUGCAUCACAGCGAAGUCAAUCCCUAUAAAUGUGAGAUUUGUCAACUGCAAUUUAACCAUCCAUCGGCUUUGUUACGCCACCGAAAGCGAUUCCACGACCCAACGAGCUCCUUUCCAUGCAAAGAAUGUCCGAAAAAAUUCACCCAACAAAUUCUGCUGGAGCGCCAUAUGAAAACCCAUCCCAUUAAGUCAAUGCAACCGCCGCAAAAAGUUAUAAUUCGAUGCGAAGAAUGUGGCAUCACACUCUGUCGGCCAGACCGAUUAAGAGCACACUUGGCCAAAUUGCAUAAUCCAGCCAAUCCGCACAAAUGUGAUACAUGCCGUCAAACAUUUCCAACUGAGAUCCUAAUGAACCAGCAUGCUAUGCGACUGCACGCCCCCGAGUACGAAUACAUUUACAAAUGCUACAUCUGCCCGAAGAAAUACAAUCAGGAGGCUGCGUUAAAGCGACAUGUCAAGCUCCACACCGAUCCAAAGAAACCGGUUACGUGCGAAUUGUGUGGGAAGAUAUUAGGUCGUCCGAAUCGUUUAAAGCCGCACAUGAGAGCGCUCCAUAGCCCGUACAAUCCGUUCAAAUGUGACAUUUGUCUGCAAACGUUCCGGGAACAGAAAAUGUUGGACAGUCAUACCACUCAAGUGCAUGAACAGACAAUACUGUGUCAGUAUUGCGAUAAAACAUUCGGAAAACGGGAUGGAUUGCGGCAGCAUCUUCGCAGGAAUCACAGUGAAAUGCUGUCGUUGGCGAGACGGAUAAAAUUGGAAUGAUUGAGCGGGAGGGUAUGCAACGCAGCUGUUAAUCAAAAUCGAUUUUUUGGUGUUCGGACGAAAAUUUUGGCUCAGUUUGUUUUUAGUCAACGCUGCAUUAGUUAUUAGGUCUUAUUACAGCUGGAGCUUGUGUUAUUAAACUUAAAAAGUUUUUUUUUUAUUAUUUUCUUAUUCAAAUAUAACGAUGUUGUACA
Messenger RNA from Bradysia coprophila, 2214 nucleotides. RefSeq lists its product as uncharacterized. The record is from RefSeq and is a predicted model, not a curated record. Gene Ontology annotation, molecular function: DNA-binding transcription factor activity, RNA polymerase II-specific; RNA polymerase II cis-regulatory region sequence-specific DNA binding. Lineage: Eukaryota; Metazoa; Arthropoda; Insecta; Diptera; Sciaridae. Gene Ontology annotation, biological process: regulation of DNA-templated transcription.